Drosophila innubila is the source of this 3470-nucleotide messenger RNA. Its product is annotated as adenylyl cyclase X E-like. Lineage: Eukaryota; Metazoa; Arthropoda; Insecta; Diptera; Drosophilidae. Bases 1 to 3300 code for a protein of 1099 amino acids. The record is from RefSeq and is a predicted model, not a curated record. The transcript has 12 exons. Gene Ontology annotation, biological process: intracellular signal transduction; cAMP biosynthetic process; adenylate cyclase-activating G protein-coupled receptor signaling pathway. Gene Ontology annotation, molecular function: adenylate cyclase activity.
AUGGUCUGUGAACUAGACUAUUCAAAAGAGCGCCGCUGGGAAGGGGACUAUUUAAAGGAAAAGUGCAUAGAGGUUGGUGUAGAAGAGGAAUAUAACCUGUACCAGAUUCGCCUUCGCCUCUAUUAUCUAGGCGUUUUUCUGUUACUGCAUUGGAUUGUGGCCCUGUUGCACAGUUUUUUCUUGCUAGCGACAUGCGAGCACAAAGAUUUGAUUUACGUGGAUGUGUUAUUUUAUGUAAUAGCAGCUGUGCUCAUUACUGCACUGAUGUCCAUAAACUUUAAGAAGGAGCUGGUAAUAAGGCACAUUUGGAUAAUGUAUGUGACCUCAGUGAUUGCAGUGUUUAUUCUGGUCGCUGUGGAUCUUUUAACUAAUGUCUACCACUUUCAUACGAACGAUUGGAUUACUGGCUCAUUCUACGACACCUAUGUUAUUUUAACGAUCUUCAUGUUUCUCCCGAUACCAAAUAUUUUGGCGCCACUUGCGCUUGGUAUUGCGGUAUCAAGUAUUUACAUUCUGUACUACUUGUACUACGUAGCAUCUAAAUACCGAUUUGAGAUAUCCAAUGCGACUCAUGUCAAUCAAAUGGUAGCGGAUAUCUCCCAUUUUUUUUGCCUAAAUCUGCUGGGUGUUUUUUUUCGGGUGAUGCGCGAGAUCCUUGUGCGUUCUUCGUUUCUUGAUCGACAUCAGUUCGUGAUGGAGGACAUCUGGCUGAGGAAUGCUCGAGCUCAAGAAAAAGUAUUUCUUCACAGCAUUCUGCCACAACAAAUUUCACAGCCUAUCCAAGACGACAUUCGCAAUCGCAUUGCACUCGGCGAGAAGCAUCGCAACAUACAAAUGGUUAGCAUUGGGGAACGAAUUAUGUCCAUUCAAAAUCACCCCGAUGUGACCAUUCUAUAUGCCGAUAUUGUCAACUACACUCAUUUAACCACAACGUUGUCCGUCAAGACCCUUGUUACUCUUUUACAUAAUCUAUAUGCUCGAUUCGAUAAGGCCGCCUCUCACUUCACCGUGCAGCGUAUUAAGUUCCUGGGCGAUUGCUACUAUUGUGUGGCGGGUCUUAUAACUCCCGAUCCUGACCACGCCAAAUGUUGUGUCGAGAUGGGUCUCUGUAUGAUCCAACAAAUUCGUGAAGUCAGAGACUCUCAAAAAGUUGAUAUUAAUAUUCGCGUUGGUGUUCAUUCGGGAGGAUUGUUUGCCGGAGUUCUUGGAGCGACUAAAUUGCAAUACGACAUUUGGGGUUCAGAUGUGGUGAUUGCCAAUCGUCUGGAGGCUACCGGUGUGCCUGGCCAUAUUCAUAUCAGCGAAAGGACCCUCCAAUUGAUGUUGGAUCACACAUAUACAAUACUUCCCGGCACUGAGGCAGCGAUUAAUGAUCCCUAUCUCAAAAAACACGGUAUUUUCACAUAUCUCAUUCCCCCAACGGAAGCCUCUGACCAAAUAAGCUUUAGUUAUAGUAGUGAUGAUUUAGAGUCUAUAUCUAGAUCUAUAAGCAUAAGGUCUAUUAGCCUAAGAUCCGAGUUAAAUGAAAGUCGAAUAACGCUUGAACUGCGCAAUGAGUUCCAAAAGAUGCCGGUGGGUCCCUUGAGUUUAAAGGACAGAGUGAGAUAUUUUUGUAACUGGGAAGAACGCAAAGAUGCCAAAAAGAACGACAACGAGAAUCAGGCAUCAUUAAGAUUUUUCUUUUUGGACUUUACCGAUCCUCGUCUAGAAUAUAAUUAUAUCCGACAACCCGAUUACAUGCUUAAGUACAGCAUUCUUCUGGCAUGGUGCAUGUCCCUUAGCCUUAUAACUAUCGAAUUGGUCUUCCGUCAUGAAACGCCUUCAUACCAACAGCGCUAUUACAUAGGAUCUGCUGUGAUACUAAGUUUAAGCAUUCUUCUCUUUAUCACGUGGUAUAAGAAGAUUUGCUAUUGGCGGAAUCCCGACGAAGGGCAUAAGUACAGCGCCGUUAGCUGUCUUCUAUUUCGAAUUGCAGAGAACCUUCAACGAAGUCUCAUAAAACGUGUGUGCAUCUACAUGUUCACCAUAAUAGUGUACUUCUUAAUCAUAUUUAUCAUGCUGAUGGAAUGUGACCUACAAGAGUUCGAAGCCAUGCAUAUUGAUAGCAAACUGUAUCUGUAUGAAAUGGAUUCCAAAAUAUGUUUUCAGCCUUGGGUUCUCACCAAUAUGUUGUGUCUGAUAAUGGGCAUGAGUUUGAUAUUCACACGAAUUCCAUUUACUAUGAAACUUGUGGUUACCAUAUUUGAGGUUAUCGUUUACAUGGUUCUGGUGUUUUUUCAGUUUGAAUAUAUUGUUCAUCAUAGUCUAACAACCAACCCCUUCUUUUUAGCUGAAUAUGCACACGCUAUUCUGAUUUUAAUUACUUUUUUAAGUCUUUUUCUCAUGGAGCGACAGACUGAGUUCAAUAACAAGAUCAACUUUAAGUGGAGGGUUGAGUUGAAAAGGAAACAGAGGGAAGCCAGGUUAGCUGAUCAAUCUAUAUCUAUUCUGUUACACAGUAUACUGCCUACUCAUGUUGUCGAUAUCUAUCUGACCUCACUAGCCAGGCACGAGCUUUACUAUGAGAGCUAUGAUAUGGUGGCCGUCAUGUUUGCUACACUCAAAAAUUUCGAUCUGGAUUUGCAAAGUCUGCGGGUUCUGAAUGAGAUCAUAUCCGAAUUUGACAGACUUUUGUCAUUUUACAAGGACGAUUACUCAGUGGAAAAAAUAAAAAUUGUAGGAUGUACGUAUAUGGCAGCCUGUGGACUAGACUUACGUCUUUCUUCGACCACAAUUCUACGUGCACGACGUUCCAUUAAUUCCUUCCACAGGCAUACUAAGCAGGUGAAAAAGAGAAACGAGGAUAUCGUCUUUGUAAUAACAGCCUUUGCUCUGGAUUUAAUGCGCACUCUUUGGAUGUGUAAUGCUCACUAUAAGAGUAUCCCAAGUGAACGUGAAAUGUUCAGUGCCGAUAUAAGGAUUGGAAUAUCCAGUGGCGAGGUUAUGGCCGGCGUGGUUGGUGCCUCACAGGUUCACUACGAUAUUUGGGGAAAUGCCGUGAACAUGGCCUCGCGAAUGGACUCAACCGGAGUCACUGGACUCAUACAAGUGACUGACGAGACAGCAGACAUACUCCGCAAAUGUGGAAUUAAAUGUAACUACCGUGGUAUGACCUUCGUCAAAGGGCGAGGCAUUUUACCAACCUUUUUCGUCGGAAUCGAUGACAAUUUCAACUUCCAAUAUAUUAAUGAGAGCUGGACCACUGGACAUUCUAGCAAGUCAUCAUCUUACUCAUCAAAUGAGUUAUCUUUUGCUUCAUAAAAUUUUUAUUUAUUAUAUUUGUAUGCGAUAAGCACACAUUUUUACACGGAGGACUUCAAAUUACGUAGAAUUCCAAUGAUAAGGAUAACAUUAGCAAACGUCCUCAAAAAAUGUAACCAACCAAUUUAAAUACAUAUAUAAUAUUAAACUGUUUUUCCGCCACUGUCUGA